Nematostella vectensis (starlet sea anemone) is the source of this 1834-nucleotide messenger RNA. RefSeq lists its product as uncharacterized. The coding region runs from base 804 to 1688 and encodes 294 amino acids. The record is from RefSeq and is a predicted model, not a curated record. Lineage: Eukaryota; Metazoa; Cnidaria; Anthozoa; Actiniaria; Edwardsiidae. The transcript has 9 exons.
CAAUUUAAUGCAUUUAGAAAAGAUUGAUAUUUGGAUAUAAUCAAAAUACAAAAUUAAUACAAAAUGAAGAGGUGUUUCAAAAGGGUGGAUGACGGACAGGGGAUACGAUUGUGGAACUCCGUUUAUUAAUAAACCCUGGUAACUGUAACUUUAGCUCAAUUUCCCUCAGAUUUGGGCCUAAUUUUCACUCAUUUAUACUCGGAUAUUCUAACUUGAUCCUGGUCCUAUUUCCAAAGAGGCUCAGCUCGAUAAGUAUGACAACGUAUAAAGUAGUCUUAAUUAUUCAUUUGUUUUCUGUUUCGUUUUAUUUAGCGCUUUAAAAUAUUUACACGUAGUUUAAGCGCUUUAUUAUUAUUCCUUAUUAUCACUUAAAAGUUAUUACUUAUUAUUAAUUAUUAUCAUCAUCAUUAUUAUUGAUAACUGGAACCUCCGUCUAACACGAAUUUUUUUUUUCUUUUGGCAUAUUUUAUGAAAUCAGGAGGGAACGGACCAUUAAAGAAGUGAAGAGAGCUGAGCUGGUUUCGGUCGUGCAUGUGUUUUUAAUUAUCUGGUCUUAGGUUAGCAACUUUGGUUUCGAUAUGAAAGCGCAAGGUGUUUCCAGGACGAUAUAUUUUUUUCCGCGCGCUCUUGCGCAACAAACGUAGGAAUCUGAAUGUAGAUUUCGCCAUGUCUAUUCUGCUGUGCGAUGGAUCCUUCAAGAAACUCGUCGGCGCAACAUCCCGACGCCUGGCGAGCGCGUAGUACAGCAAGAUACCAAUUCCAGCCAAGCACUGAAUCCAAGGCCAAAAAGUCCUGAGUCUGCGAUGUCAUUUUCUGCUAAGGUCAGCGCAUGGUUGGAGACCAUGUCCAACGAACAAGAUGACAAAACGAUAGAUGACGUCCAAGAUUUACAAAAGCCUAACGCUGGUACAGCCGCGGGCUCAUUACAUCUUGAGCCAAUCACAACAGACUCGAGCCCGCGUAACAUCGACUCAGCGUUUGUCCGUAAGACGAUUCCUCCGAUUGUAUCCGGGAGCAUGGGGAGCAGAGAGGCCUGGGGCGACAAAAAAGCCCGGUCCGGCAAAGACGAUGUCUCAACACGAAGUCGGCUAUCUGGAAACGCUGAAGAUAUCUUGGCCACAGUAGCAACAGUAACAGCCAGCACACCGUCACUUAGCAACGACGACUUGCCGGAACCGGAAGCUAUCGUAGAAGGUCGCGUGACCCCACGUGACGUGGAUACCGUCAUCACGGGAGGGGAGGGGAGUAAGGUCUCUUCUCUCUUUAAGCAGAAACUCUUCGUAGGAGAAGGUCAAGAUGCACAUGACAAGACGACAGUACCAUCAUGCGGUGACGGAGAGAAAUCAGGUAGCGCUGCCAAGACAUUUGGUACAAUCACAUCUCUAAUACAAUGGAAAAGGAAGUACAAGCAAGGUGCCGAGCGACGAAGGGACACCAUUGCAAUAGACGCCAGACACGAGUCCGUUAUGAAAGGAAUCGAAAACCAAAUCAAAGUCGAGCUGCCCCACUCCCUUAGUUAUGCUAUCAAAGAAGAAGUUCUACCCAUGCUGCAUGACAACGUACAAGCCUAUAAAUCUGAAGUUGGGAGAAACCACCGACUUACCAGGCAAGCACAAGAAAAGCUAGAAGAUCUCACAGGACAGCUUAGAAACCACGCCGGGUCAGACAGUAGACUUGAUAGCGAGUAAUGCUGAGUCUAUAAUUAGCAGAAAGAGAAAGUACAUAAUGUAAAGAAAUCUUUUGAGGGAUGUAGAUAUAGCGUGUAGUAUGGUAAUAAAAUUAAAUGUGUUAAUUUUCUUUAUUAAAAUCGUAGCCAUGAUUCGUACAAUAAAAA